CCCCGCGGCGGCCGGAAGCGGCGGCGGCGGCGGCAGAGUGGACGGGGGGCCCGCGACGGAGUGAGCGCUGGGAUCCGCACACCGGCGGCAGGUGUGAGCCGUCCGGAUGGCGGAGUCCGGACCGCAGCCGCCGGGCGGCGCACCCAGCCGGCACGAGAAGAGCCUGGGGCUGCUCACCACCAAGUUCGUCUCGCUGCUGCAGGAGGCCAAGGACGGCGUGCUCGACUUGAAGCUGGCAGCAGAUACUCUGGCAGUGCGGCAAAAGAGACGGAUUUAUGAUAUUACAAACGUCCUCGAGGGCAUCGGGCUAAUCGAGAAGAAAUCGAAGAACAGUAUUCAGUGGAAAGGUGUGGGGCCUGGCUGUAAUACCCGAGAAAUUGCCCACAAGUUGAUUGAGUUGAAAGCAGAGAUUGAGGAUCUAGAGCAUCGGGAACGAGAACUGGAACAACAAAAGAUGUGGGUGCAGCAAAGUAUCAGAAAUGUCACCGACGAUGUACAGAACAAAGAAUUAGCAUAUGUGACAGAUGAGGAUCUUUGCAAGUGCUUCCCAGGCGACACUCUGCUGGCCAUCCGGGCUCCAUCAGGAACCCAGCUAGAAGUUCCUGUCCCUGAGGGCUUAAACGGCCAGAGGAAAUACCAGAUCCACCUGAAGAGUAGCAACGCUUCCAUUGAUGUUCUUCUAGUGAACAAGGAUGCCUGGAGUUCUCCUCCGGUGGUGCUUCCUGUCCCUCCCCCCGAAGACCUCAUUCAGUGCCAGCCAAUCACACCCUCCACAAAGCCAUCCGUUGCCCCAUCCCAAGAGACCUCUCUUCCCAGCGGUGCCCACCCUCCUGUAUCUGUACCCAACAGCACGCAAGACCACAGAUCCCCAGUGCCCAAAUCGGCCACCGGGACAGAGACAGGCACCGCGAACGCAGAAUCAAAAAGCAGUGGGGAGCUGGAGUCGCUUACCCCUUCGACUGUACCGGCCAGCCCGCCGGCUGGGCUUGAUACGCAGCCUCUUCAAUCCUCUGCCUUGCUGGACAGCAGUUCUGUCCUACCCAGCUCCUUUACCUCUUUUGAACCAAUCAAGUCCUUCCCCACAGAAAUACUGGAAUUUCCCAAAGAGCUUUCAGAAAUGUUUGAGCCAACCAGAGAGUGCGUGAAUUCCGAGUUGCUUGAAGAGCUGAUGUCAUCUGAAGUGUUUGCUCCUUUACUCCGCCUCUCCCCGCCUCCCGGAGACCACGACUACAUCUACAACUUGGACGAGAGCGAAGGGGUGUGCGAUCUUUUCGACGUCCCGAUUCUCAACCUCUGACUUUGACUGACGGGAUGGACUUUGGGAUACGGAUUCUUCCCCCCCCAACCUUUUUUUUUUAAAGAAAGAAAUCUGUAUCGAGGGAAUGUGGGGGGCGGGGGGGGAACACGCCCCCAACUCUUCAUUUUGGAUUUUUUUUUGUCUGCUAGUGCUUGAGUGAAACACAGCUGCUCUGAUCUAGACCGAAAAACCAACGAGGAGGAGACACUCGUCUCCAGCUUUUUUUUUCCCCUUUCCUUUUCUUCCCUGGCUUAUUUUAGUCCAUUCCUUGUCCUUCCAUGGAUCCUGGAUGGGCCUCCUCCUUCCCUCCCAGGCACCUGCUUUUGAACCUUGCCGAGCAGCAAAAGCGCUUCCUUGGGUCCGCACCCCUCCCUCCCCCUAGCCUGUUUUGGCAUCCCUGCACUGCUGGGGGCACUUUGCAUUCCCCCCCCCAAUCCUUCCUUCUUCCUUUCUGGUUACCAACAUUACAGCCGAAUCGUAGCCAGGUGGUUUUUGGGAAAAAUGCCACCUCUGGCUUCCCCUUUUUUUUGGCUCGUUUGUAGAAUUCAAACACCGGGGCGUUCUCUCUCUAGGCAUCGUCUGCUUGUGGCAUGAUGGAAUGCAAGCAUCUCAGCCGCUCUCAGGAUCGGUUCUAGUUUUUUUUGUUUGUUUUUUAAUGUGCUUAGAAGUGGCGUUUCAAGUAACCCUCCUGGUGCAUCUCUUAACACAAAGCACGAAGCCCCUUUCCCCCUUUAGAGGGUGUGUGUGUGUGCGUGCGUGUGAGUGAGUGCGUGUUUUUAAGGUGCCAGUUUUGCACAGUCACUUUUCCCUCCAAAGAGUCAGAAGUGAGAAAGGAUUUGUAAAAAGGGCGUGCAAAAACCAAGCCGGGGCUUCAAGCAGAUGGCGCUCAGCGCAAAGCCCUCUUUUGCAUACCCAUCCUGGGUUGUCAUCCCGUUCACCCUCCCCGUUUGCAGCUGUGCUGCUUCAGCAAAGGAAGAGCUGGCUGGGGGCUAAAUUGGGAGGCUCUCAAGAUCCCCCCCCCAAACGUCUCCAUCGGGACCCGCCGAUGAAGGCGAUUUAGUCACACCUAGUGAAGUGAGUCUCGAUAGCGUGUCCUCCUCCCAUAGCCGCUAGAAUAGGGCUUUCCCGGAUGCGCUGGGGAUGCGGUUUCCCUUCGCGAUACGCUAGCAGCAUGACGUCGCCGGUCCUGUUGACGCAGUCCUUCUCUUUGGAACUCAACCAUGACGUGCCCCUUUCCCGCAUUCUCUCCAAUACGCUCCGUCAGGGUCCUCUCCUGAUCCUUGGGAUGUGGAAGCAGCCCUCGCUUCCCCCUUCCUCCCCUCUGCACUUCCCAACAUCCUCCCCCUUGAAAGCCAUAUCCUUUUCAACGCCCGUCAGCCUCCGGGUUACGCCGUAUGCAAACCCCGAAGGCUUUUGCGGGUGCUGCCCCAGUGACCCAAAGCCCACCUCCUGCCAUGUGGCUGGUAGAGCGGGCAGGGUUUUGAUCCGAAGGGGGGAGCUCACGCUCUCACAUCCCAGCCCUUGUAACGACCUGGCUGAAAAUCUCUGUUAGAUGGGGACUGAAUGAAGUGUGCUGCUUAGAAUUGCGGAAAGGUUCGUGUGAGCGGGCAGGCCUGAUCCUGACAUCCCCUUCCCCCUGUAAUCAGGGAAUGUUUCUAAUGUCAUUAGGGAGACCUAGGCAAAGCUGCUUCCCCCCCACCCCCGUUUCCGGUAUCUCAACCUUGACAGCUAUUAAGAUGGGCGGACUUCCACUUCUGGAAUUCCCUAGCUAGCCCUACUGCCUGGGAAAUUCUGGGAGUUGAAGUCCCCCCCCCCUCCAAUCUUCAAGCUAUCAAGUUGAAAACACUGGGCUCUAAAGGAUCCACAAAAGCGACUUUUGACUUUUUCUGGAUAGGAAAUAGAUCUAGAGAUUUUUCACCACUCCAGGAGCAUCUUUCUCGGCCUCUAGGCACAGGACU
Molecule: messenger RNA, 3255 nt
Organism: Thamnophis elegans (Western terrestrial garter snake)
Lineage: Eukaryota; Metazoa; Chordata; Lepidosauria; Squamata; Natricidae
Product: transcription factor E2F4-like
Exons: 10
Coding region: 107-1297 (396 amino acids)
Biological process (GO): regulation of transcription by RNA polymerase II
Cellular component (GO): RNA polymerase II transcription regulator complex
Molecular function (GO): DNA-binding transcription factor activity, RNA polymerase II-specific; protein dimerization activity; RNA polymerase II cis-regulatory region sequence-specific DNA binding
Source: RefSeq, a predicted model, not a curated record